UGAAGCUUGCUAAGAAGUUGGUGUGGAACGUCAAAUAGAACUGUACAUGGAUACAAGGUCUUGCUCUGCAAACAUUUUUAAGUGUUUCACUACGUGUGUUUGGUAGUUUCGGCGUGUAAGACAUACAGAAAAAGGACAAUGGUUUUCAAAAAAGACGGACUUAUUAAGGAUCUGUGGCCGAACAUUCGGUUGAUACAGAUGUCCGGUUUGUUCAUAUCUGAAUACUACGACGACUAUUCCGGAUUCGCUGUGCUGCUGAGGAAAAUCUACAGUUGGAUUACCACAAUACUGAUUUACUCACAGUAUUUGUUUAUUGUGAUGUUUAUGAUAACUAAAUCCUACAGUUCGGAUCAGUUGGCCGCCGGCGUGGUGACUACGUUGUUUUUCGCUCAUUCCAUGAUUAAAUACUUGUACUUUAGCUCGGGCACCAAGUCAUUUUACAGGACACUAGGCUGUUGGAACAACACUUCUCCGCAUCCGCUGUUUGCAGAAUCUUACUCCAGAUUUCACGCGAGGUCGUUGGCUCGAAUGCGUCAGCUGUUAGUUAUAGUUUCGGUGGUUACCGUGUUUUCCACCGUCAGUUGGACGAUGAUUACAUUUGUUGGCGAAAGCGUUUACGACGUUCCCAAUCCCGAAUCUUAUAACAAAACCAUGGCCGUACCAAUCCCCAGACUAAUGUUGAACUCGUGGUAUCCGUGGGACGCGUCUCACGGGAUAGGUUAUCUCGUGGCCUUUGUCUAUCAGUUCUAUUUUAUAUUCUUUACACUCAGUCACGCUAACUUGUUGGAAGUGUUGUUUUCGUCGUUUGUCAUACACGCCUGCGAGCAACUAAAACAUUUAAAGGAGAUCCUGAACCCAUUGAUCGAGUUAAGUGCAGCACUGGACACGGCUGCUCCUAACCCGACCGAUAUGUUUCGCGCUUCUUCCGCCAAAAAACAAUUAGCAAACACUAUUGAUGGCGACUACAAGGAGACGUAUAUAAACGAGACGACCGAAUACGGUUUGAAAAUAGGCUCUGGAUCGAACGGUAAAGGUCCCAACAAGUUAACGAGCAACCAAGAAGUGUUGGUAAGAUCAGCCAUUAAGUAUUGGGUCGAGAGGCACAAACAUGUUGUCAAAUAUGUUAGUUACAUAACCGAGUGUUACGGUUCGGCCCUUCUGAUGCACAUGUUAGUGAGUACCGUCAUACUCACUAUACUUGCAUACCAGGCGACACAGAUAAAAGGAGUGAGCGUAUUUGCACUUUCUACUAUUGGAUAUUUGUUGUACUCAUUUGGUCAUAUUUUCAUGUUUUGCAUACACGGCAACGAAUUAAUCGAAGAGAGUUCGUCGGUAAUGGAAGCGGCUUACAGUUGCCACUGGUACGACGGGUCCGAAGAGGCAAAGACCUUUGUGCAAAUCGUUUGCCAGCAAUGUCAAAAACCGUUAAUCGUGUCCGGAGCGAAGUUUUUCAACGUCUCGUUGGAUUUAUUCGCUUCGGUUCUGGGAGCUGUUGUUACAUACUUCAUGGUGUUGGUGCAGCUCAAAUAAAAAAAAACAUUGUAGUUAUAAUAACAAUAAUAAUGAUAAUUAAAACAAUGAAAAAUGUAACUUUUUUUUUAGUUUUUAGUUUCACGUUAUACUCGUGUUAGCUUACUACAUCAAUUUAUGUAACUUUGACUAUUUACACUCUUGUAUUGAGUUAGUAGAUAUAAAUCGUGUGUAAACGAAUAGUUCGUUGUGUCGAUACA
Molecule: messenger RNA, 1730 nt
Organism: Adelges cooleyi (spruce gall adelgid)
Lineage: Eukaryota; Metazoa; Arthropoda; Insecta; Hemiptera; Adelgidae
Gene: Orco
Product: odorant receptor coreceptor
Exons: 9
Coding region: 139-1530 (463 amino acids)
Biological process (GO): sensory perception of smell; detection of chemical stimulus involved in sensory perception of smell
Cellular component (GO): plasma membrane
Molecular function (GO): odorant binding; olfactory receptor activity
Source: RefSeq, a predicted model, not a curated record